UCGAGAGCAGCCACCAUGAACCAUCCUCCCCAAACUUUCUUCACCUCUGCCAACGCUGGCCUCCCCCCAGACUAUGAGAGACUCAAAGAGGAACAUGAGGUGGCCGUGCUGGGGGGACCCCACGGCUCGGCUUCCAUGACGACCACCGUGAUCAACAUGCCCAGGGACAUCUCCCUGCCUGACCAUGUGGUCUGGUCCCUGUUCAACACGCUCUUCAUGAACUUCUGCUGCCUGGGCUUCAUUGCCUAUGCCUACUCUGUGAAGUCCAGGGACAGGAAGAUGGUGGGCGAUGUGACUGGGGCCCAGGCCUAUGCCUCCACUGCCAAGUGCCUGAACAUCUGCGCCCUGGUCUUCAGCAUCCUCACGGCCAUCGUUCUCAUCAUACUUUUUGCCACCAGCUCUCUGGUAGCCUAUAAAGCAUAUGAACAGCAGAUGAAGAAUCAUGGAGGCUUCUAGUCCUGCCAUGCCCUCCACCCUCUGUUGCUGACUCUCACCCUAGGGCUGAGGCUCUGACCCACCACCCCAGAUUAAUGCAGCCGCUCACAUCCACACAUCUGUGCAAGACUGGAUUCAAUAAAGUGCACGUGC
Messenger RNA from Castor canadensis (American beaver), 588 nucleotides. Its product is annotated as interferon-induced transmembrane protein 1. Lineage: Eukaryota; Metazoa; Chordata; Mammalia; Rodentia; Castoridae. Gene Ontology annotation, biological process: host-mediated suppression of symbiont invasion; response to type II interferon; response to interferon-alpha. The record is from RefSeq and is a predicted model, not a curated record. Gene Ontology annotation, cellular component: plasma membrane.